AUAUUUUAUUUUCUAAUUGCGCUUUCAAAUUCUCUCUUCUUUUGAUUUGUUUCUAGUACCUUGUUUUCCGCAAGGAAAAAACAGUUUCAGUUUAUGAGAGUAAAGGGAAUUUCGAUCGUCAUGGAAGGGUUUCAUUGAGUUUCUUUUUUUUUUUUAUGAAAAAAAAUAUUCAUUUAGUUUAUUGGUUUGUGAAAAAGUGAAGUGAAAAAGAAGAACAAAGAAAAGAUGCGCAAGUCCUUCAAGGAUUCUCUCAAAGCUCUUGAAGCUGACAUUCAAUUUGCCAAUACUCUAGCUUCUGAUUAUCCAAGAGAAGAUGAUGGAGCCUGCUUUCAAAUGAGAUUGUCUUAUAGCCCAGCUGCUCAAUUUCUUAUGUUUCUGGUUCAGUGGACUGAUUGCCAUCUUGCUGGAGCCCUAGGGUUUCUUAGAAUUCUCAUAUACAAGGUAUAUGAUGAUGGUAAGACAACUAUGUCCAUUUAUGAAAGAAAAGCCAGUCUAAAGGAGUUCUAUGGUAUGAUCUUUCCCUCUUUAUUACAACUCAACAGAGGAAUCACUGAUGUAGAAGAGAGGAAACAAAAGGACUUAUGUGCUACAAAGUACAAGCCUAAAGAUGUGAUUAGAAAAGGAAAGUUGUCUGAAAUUGAUAUAGAGAGAGAAGAAGAAUGUCCUAUUUGUAUGGAGAUGAACAACAAGGUUGUGUUACCAAAUUGCAACCAUUCCUUCUGCAUGAAAUGCUAUAAUGACUGGCAUACAAUAUCUCAAUCUUGCCCUUUCUGCCGCGACAGUCUUACAAGAGUAAACUCAGGUGACCUUUGGAUCUACACGAGCAGCAAUGAGAUAGAUGAUUUAGCAUCAAUCAACAAAGAGAAUUUGAAAAGGCUAUUUAUGUACAUUGACAAGUUGCCUCUGGUUUUGCCAGAUCAAAUAUUCGCGACUUAUCCUCGACACUUUUGAUUUCUAUUUAGUGCUUGUUUGUUUCCGCGUUUGUGUCCAAGUCGAAGCUUUUUUAUUCACUGCGUGUCUGUGGACACACUGUGGAAGCAAACAUUUGCUUAGUGUGUGGUGAGGAUCUUUGGAUCUCCAUGAGCAUCAGUGAGAUAUAUGACUUCAAUCAACAAGGAGAGUUUAAUUUAAUCAGUAAACAUGAAAGAUUCCUCUAAUUGUGCAUAUCUUAUUCUCAACUUUUGAUUUCCAUUUAGUGAAUGGUAGUUUAUAUACUUCAAAUUUAAUUGUCACUUUUCA
This is a messenger RNA of Cicer arietinum (chickpea), 1239 nucleotides long. RefSeq names its product E3 ubiquitin-protein ligase AIRP2-like. Gene Ontology annotation, cellular component: cytosol. NCBI's taxonomy places the organism in Eukaryota, Viridiplantae, Streptophyta, Magnoliopsida, Fabales, Fabaceae. The record is from RefSeq and is a predicted model, not a curated record. Gene Ontology annotation, biological process: protein ubiquitination. Gene Ontology annotation, molecular function: ubiquitin protein ligase activity.